GGGGUGAGGGUGAACCUUCACGGCCCUACUGGCCCUCCGUCUUCAAGUGUUCGUGUGUGUGUGUCUCUCUCUCCCUCUCUCUUUUCUCUCUCCAUUCCCCUCAGUUAUUGGCGAUCUCCCCUCCGUCUCUCUCCUGGAUACAUCGCCUGGCGAACCCGGAAGGCGCAGCGACGCGCGCAGGCAGAAGGACCCUCGAGGCCAGCGAGCCCUUUCGUCCUCUGGCCGAGUCGAGGAGGACCCCGCCCCCCACCGCGCAGCGAGGCCGCACGACGCCGACUCCCCGACCCGACCUUCCUUGAUGGGCGUGAGGGGGGGGCGACCAGCGGUUCCCGGUGGAAGCAGGAGAAGACCGCGCUGUGUCCUAGGCUCCCGUCCCGCGCGCAGUCCCCGAAGGAGAUCGAUGGCGCCCCGGGGAACCAGGAGUAAGGUCGACUUCCACGCCGUUGCCUCGGAAGUGACGCCCGGCUCUCCCUCGACGCCCGCGAGGAUGUUGUAGCCGAGAAGCUCCUCUCGAGGACGACAGUGGAUGCCGCAGCCGCGAGCCGCAACCCAGCAUGAAGGUUGCCAUCCCAGGCAGAGCGAUCAAGAUGCCGGAGAACCUCGGACCCGGAGCGCCGGCGCAGCUGAGCCCGCUGGCCAGGACGGGCAAGAUCCCCUACAACAACAUCGAGAUGCGCCCCGCCAUCGACUACUUGAGUCUCGGCAGCGGCGGCCAUGGCCCCCUCCAGGCCCCCGACGACGCCAGCGCCAAGGAGUGGAGGAGGACGACUAAGCUCUACAAGAAGGACCUCAAGGCCAAGGGCAACAUCCGGCCCUCGACGGCCGUGCGGCGCCACGUCAAGAAGAUUUCCGAGGAGUUCACGAUGACGCAGACGAAGUACGAGAACUCCGUCAACACGACGUCCUCCUCGGCCUCCAAGGCGUCGGACGGGAAGGAGAAGUCGACGUCGAAGGCCGCCUCCUCUGCCUCGAUCUCGAACAAGAUUCCGCAGUCGAAGUUCCCCAAGAACGUCUUGUCGAAGAUCUCGUGCACGAAAUGCGACACGAUCACAGGCCGCAAGGCGCCCAUGGCCCCCCUGGUGAGCGCGGCCGUCGUCAGCUCGUCCAAGGCGCCCUCGAAGCCCGCGCCGAUACUUAAGUCGCAGAGCCACAAGGCCCACAGGGCGUCCGCCUCCAGUACGUCCCCCAAGAGAAUCAGAGACGCCUCCUCCUCCCCGCAGAAGAAGGCCUCCCUCAGCCCUCCCGGGUCCUCGCCGCGCCCGCGCCUCAAACACCCGCAUGGGCGUGGCAGCGGGGGCGUGGGGAGCCUCGAGGUGAGUCUGGCGCCCACGAACCCCAGCGUGCCAAAGUCGCCCGGGAAGAAGAGGGAAGGGGCGGGCGUGUCGCCGCGGUCGCAGCAGGUCUCCUUCGAGCAGAUUAAGAAGGCGAAGCUGUUCACGGAAAAGGCCAUUAUGGAGGGCCGUGUCUUCUCCAUCUUCGGGUAUUUCCCUGCCAUCAAGGACGCCCUGAAAAGGCGCGGGUGGGUAGAGAAAAUACAGCACUCGGUCCCCUACGUUAAUCCCCACCCGAACAACUGCGUCUGUCCUCACGUCGGCUACCAGUCCGUCUUUAUCAGCCCCCCGCCCCUCACGCCCCCUUCGACCACUGCCGCCACCUCUCCCGCAACCACUGCAACCUCUUCCACCACCACCACCACCUCCAGCAGCAGCGCCUCCAUAGCAUCGGGAGGCGAUCAGAACGGCCCUUCGUCGGCGAGCGAGUCGGCCACGUCCUCGCCUGACGCUCCGUGCACGGGCGAGGGCACCGCGGAGGCCGAGGCGCAGCUGAACCGUGACACAGCGGAAAGUCCGAGUUUAGCAGAGUCCGAGACGCCCUCCGACACAGCUCCUCAGCCUCCGCCUUCCUCACUCGCUUCCUCAUUCUCAUCCUCCUCGUGUAGGUCGUCGUCCCCCUCAUCUCCCACUUCAUCAUCAUCCGUUUUAGAGUUAGUCGAGAGACCACAGACCAAGACCACUGCCAAUCUAGGUUCUUCCAGCGUAGAGAAUGUAGCGCCCGCAGCCAACGACGCAGCCAAAGCUCCCAGCCCUAGCGAGAGUAGCCCCCAGUCUCUCCUCGCCGGGGAGUCGGAGAGUCGAAACACCUCUCCGAACCAGAGUCAGGCGAGCGACGAGUCUUCCAGUGUUCCAGGAGAGUCGAGACGGGGUUCGAAGCCUCUCGAUUUCUUUCCCGAUAACGAAAUCAACACUGCCAUACUCGGCCCUUCCGAAAUACGCAAGGGACUGAAGGAAUGCAUCACCGAGAAGAAUUCCGCGCUGUUCAAGUACAGUACAACCAGCAUCUUGAAGAAACUCAAGAGCAAGAGCGAGGAGGCGAACAAGGCCAAGACACAGGGCGCCGGCGAGAACGACCAACAGGACAAAGAGGAAGACAACGAAGAAAAGAAGGAAGAAGGCAAAGAGGACGAGAAUCCACCCGAAGACAAAGAGGAACCCAAGGAGGUCGAACCCGCGCCCGAGCCCUACAACCCUUACGUGGAGUACCAGCUGAGCAACACGACCUGCCCCUCGUCGCCCGCCUCCUCAGGAACGUCGAGCCUAAUCUCCUCUGGACGUGGACCAGAGACUCCAUUUCCUUCAAGCACCUCAGCAGGGAACAGCUCGUCAACCGCUUCCCCAACACGCCCUUCACCACCAAGUACGGCCUCUGCGGGACCCUCCAGCAACUCCACUGGUUCAGCGAGGCGGCCGGAGUGGAUACCUUCGUCCCGCGCGGCUACUGCAUCGGACACGAGGACGAAGCGAACCGCCUUCAUCCACGACUACAGGACGACUGCUUGCCUCAACGUUCUCAAGUGGGUUACCGAGAGACACGACACGCUCGGUCCUCACGCCGUGGCCGACGCGCAUGGUGAGGUCAACUCGAAGCGGGUGAGACAAGCGCUCGCCCACGUGGAGCAAUAUAUCCAAUCGUGUUGCCAUGACGACCUCGACUCACCCCCGCCCACGACGCUGCGGGAUCAUGAAUGGGAUGGACUCCUCGCCGCCCACUACAGAAUCGUGCACAUGGACAAGAAGAUUAAGAUUUCGUCGCAGUCUCAGUUGCAGACCCUAGUAAAGGAAUGCGAAUCGGCCCUCCGUCGCGUCGAGCCCUUCUGGCCGCAGCUCGCGAUGGACGGCCUGAGGAACCUGUGGAUAGUGAAACCAGGGGCGCAGUCCAGAGGGAGAGGGAUCUUCAUGAUGAACCACCUGGAGGAGAUCCUGUCGCUGGUGCAGUCGCCGCUCAUUUACGAGACCAAGUACGUCGUGCAGAAGUACAUAGAACGGCCUCUCUUGAUCCACAACACAAAAUUCGACAUCAGACAGUGGUUCAUGAUCACGGAUUGGAAUCCCUUGCACGUCUGGGUUUACAAAGAAUGCUACCUUCGCUUCUGCUCGCAACAGUACGACCUCACCAACAACAACGAAGCGAUCCAUUUGAGCAACAAUGCCAUUCAGUGCAAGUACCUGAAUGGCGAACGAAGCGGGGAGUUGCCGGAUGAAAACAUGUGGGACUGUUAUCAGUUCAAGGAGUAUCUCAGAAGUCUAAAAAAGGAGAAAUUCUGGGACGAGGUGAUUUAUCCCGGAAUGCGCGACGCUCUCGUGGCGGCCAUGUUGGCUGCGCAGGUCGAGAUGGACACGUUCAAGCACGGAUUCGAACUCUUUGGCGCCGACUUCAUGCUCACGGAGGAUUUGAGACCUUGGCUCAUCGAGAUCAACUCAUCCCCGUGUAUGGCGUCCACCACCAGCGUCACGAAGAGAAUGUGUGCACAGUGUCUGCAGGAUGUUAUUAAAGUCGUGGUGGAUUACAAGCACAACAAAACGGCAGACACAGGGCAGUUCGAGCUGGCAUACAGGGACAGCGAGCGAUCAGUGCCAAACCCACCUUACCUUGGAGUCAAUCUGCAGGUGGUAGGUCGCCAGAUCAAGAAGGGCCCCGUGAAGGUCGAGAAGCGGAAGCCGAAGAAGGUGCGUCCGGCGGAGCGUCUGGUGAAGCCGUUGCCUCUCAUCACGCUGUCCCUGGAGGAGGGCGCGCAUUACGGCCCCCGCGAACACGCCCUUCCGCAUCACCACCCCCACCCGCGGGAGACUCCGGGGGCGUUCGCAAGGCGCUGCUACCUACUCGACUGCCGGAGAUACGCGGCCGGAGGCGCGGGAGGCUCGGCGACGCCCGGCGGCCCCGGGGGCGCCCCCGUCCUCGCGCCGAUUGCGUCCGAAGAGGAGCCGGGCGAGCGGGGCACGAGCGCCGACAGCUCCGUGUCGGUCAUCGUCAACUGCGAGACUCCGCCUCCUGCGCCAGUGCCACCGCCGCUCCCGCCCGACGAGGACGGGCGGCGGGCGGCGAGGGAGAAGGGCGAGGACAGCGCCGCCGAGGACGCGUCGGCCGAGGGAUCCAGCUCCUCCUGGAGCUCCAUAUCCAGGUCCGAGAGCGAAGCCACGACCGCCUCGCGACCCAGCUCUUGCGACUCGUGACCUGCCCCGACGUAGGUCCGAGUUCGGCGGAAGCUGUCGGGAAUUGUCGGGAGACGUCGGAGGCUGUAGGCAUUCGUCGGGGAUUGUCAAGGACUGUCGGGGUUCGUCGGAGAUUGUCGGGAUUGG
Molecule: messenger RNA, 4634 nt
Organism: Penaeus indicus
Lineage: Eukaryota; Metazoa; Arthropoda; Malacostraca; Decapoda; Penaeidae
Product: mucin-2-like
Biological process (GO): cilium assembly; cilium movement; protein polyglycylation
Cellular component (GO): axoneme; microtubule cytoskeleton
Molecular function (GO): protein-glycine ligase activity, initiating
Source: RefSeq, a predicted model, not a curated record